This is a messenger RNA of Ctenopharyngodon idella (grass carp), 2105 nucleotides long. RefSeq names its product muscle segment homeobox 3 (gene msx3). Gene Ontology annotation, biological process: embryonic morphogenesis; regulation of transcription by RNA polymerase II. The coding region runs from base 110 to 934 and encodes 274 amino acids. The record is from RefSeq and is a predicted model, not a curated record. Gene Ontology annotation, cellular component: nucleus. Gene Ontology annotation, molecular function: RNA polymerase II transcription regulatory region sequence-specific DNA binding; DNA-binding transcription factor activity, RNA polymerase II-specific. The transcript has 2 exons. NCBI's taxonomy places the organism in Eukaryota, Metazoa, Chordata, Actinopteri, Cypriniformes, Xenocyprididae.
GAGUGCGCUCUGCUAGGAGAGCGAGGCAAGCGUCGCAAAAGCGCGACGGCAGAAGGGAAAGGCACUGGUGGACGAGUAAAAUUCAGGACGACUCACAUAUUCUUAUUGUAUGGCCCCUCUAUCAUCCAUGAUGAAUUCUUUUCAAGGGCCACUCUCCCAAGAAGGAAAACUACAGGAACGCAAAAGUGCGGACAAAGAGGAGGUUCAAACCAACGAUAAAGCGACUGUCAAAGGAUGUAAAAGCAAGGCGCUGAGUCUUCCGUUCAGUGUGGAAUCUUUAAUAUCAGACAGAACAAGCACUCGGACUUUAUACACGUCAUCUGAAUCUGGUAUUAUAUCUCCGACAUCCGGUGCAGAUGAGCGGCUGAGGCUCUCGCCCAUGUCUCUUUACGCAGAUAGAAAGAUCCCAGUGGAGAGCGUCUCCAACCUAUCCGACUGCAAGAGAGGAGAUAUGGAAGAACUAAAUGACAAGGGACAGUCCGGCUGGUUUCAGACACCUUCGUACAGUUCUCCGCCAAGGCACUCAAGUCCACCUCCGUGUACCCUCAGAAAGCAUAAGAACAACCGAAAACCGCGGACACCGUUCACCACCUCGCAGCUGCUCGCUUUGGAGAGAAAAUUUCGUCAAAAACAGUAUCUUUCUAUUGCAGAGAGGGCGGAAUUUUCCAAUUCACUCAACCUCACAGAGACUCAAGUUAAAAUCUGGUUUCAAAACAGACGGGCGAAGGCAAAAAGACUUCAAGAGGCCGAACUAGAGAAACUGAAACUUGCAACCAAGCCAUUAUUACCUGCGUUCGCCUUUCCGUUCCCACUCGGAACACAUGUUGGUUCUCCACCCCUCUACGGACCGUCCAGUUCCUUUCCUAGACCUGCGUUACCAGUCCCGGGACUUUUCGGUGGGCCAGUGACCUACGGAAUGUACUAUUUGUCUUAACCGACUUAACAACGUCCUUCAAUUCACCGUCUAAAGCUGCUGCGGUUCUGCCAGUCAAAAGACGAGUGAAAUAGCAAAAAUGCUUUCUUUAAAGAACUUCAGCAAAUAUACCAAUUUAAAAAAAUAUAUUCUUGUGACCUACACAGUUUAUUCCAAAAGUGAGAGUCCCCAAAUUGGCUUUAAAAGUGCAAUGAAUUUUCCCCUGCAUACAGAAGACUUUAUCUUAUAUUAGAAGUAAGCAGACAUAACACAAUGUGGCUGAUUGUCUUAGUCUCAGAGAAAACAAUUUCCAAGAGAUUAUUUCUACUUAGGGCACAGCCGAUUUGGCAAGUACCACUUGUUGAUCAGCAUCACUUGUUGACGCGUGAUGCGCGAGCAAACACCUAGUGCUCUGAAGUGUACAUGGUCUGCGCCAGUUCCAGCAAAGCUCUUAGAUUAAAUAAAUUCCCUUAUAAUUAUUACUAAGGUUUUUUUUUCUAACUUAAAGAGCUUGUUGCGAUUGACAGCAGAAACUUAUAGUAAAAAACAAAAAACAUUUUAUUUCAACUGUUUUAUGACAUUGCUACUUUCCGAUCUAAAUGGAUAGUCAACGUGAGCCCUUUUAAAAAAUGAAUAUGUAUUUUUCACGCAAACCAAAUAUUUUGUAGCAUAUUACAAAGAUUGUACCCAGAUAGCUACAAUUUGCGAAACGUAGGCCUACUGCCAAUAGGUCCGCUGUACUUCUUUUUUAUCCCAUUAAUUUGACAGGCUACCCGGUUUUAUGUUCACAUACGAUCCUUGUUAUUCUUUUGGUGUUUAUUGAAGAGAAAGAUGCGGAGACAUCGUCCAUUAUACCAUAUUUUUACUGAACUUUUCCUACCAAACGUUUUUACAUGCCGUUGGAUACAGAGGAUUUUGGCCUGUUUAUGAUUUUUUGCCUGUUUAGCCAUAAUCCCUUCAGUAGACAUGUAUGCUAGUUUGCUAGGUUGUAAGAUUAAUGUCUAGAUUUUUAUUAUUGUAAAUACACGUAUAUAUUACAGAUUUUGCAUUCCCCUUUUGAAAAAAAUACAAAUAGGAUUGCUGAUAUUUAUACAGUGUUUACAUUUAUCUUCUGUAAAUUAUUGUAUAUUUUAUGUGUAUAUACAAAUUAGAAAAAUAAUCUUUUGCAUUAAAAAAUAAAUCUUCACUCAGA